This is a messenger RNA of Benincasa hispida (wax gourd), 1768 nucleotides long. RefSeq names its product Plant invertase/pectin methylesterase inhibitor superfamily. The record is from RefSeq and is a predicted model, not a curated record. NCBI's taxonomy places the organism in Eukaryota, Viridiplantae, Streptophyta, Magnoliopsida, Cucurbitales, Cucurbitaceae. Gene Ontology annotation, biological process: cell wall modification. Gene Ontology annotation, molecular function: pectinesterase activity; enzyme inhibitor activity.
CCACGUGACACUUGGUCACACCCACACUCCAGAUGUUUCUAUUUCUUACACCCACUUCUUAUCUCUCUCCACACCCACCUAUUUAUAUUCUAUCGAUUAAUUUUUCUCACUUACACUCACUAAUCAAUUCAUUUACAUUUACAUUACAAAAACUUCUUUUUUUUAUUUCUCCUCGGCCGCAAUUACCAAAAUGCCCUUCCCUCUCGCUACCUUUCUUCUCCUCUUCUUACCCCUGGCCCUGCUGACUUCCCCUAAUUCUUCGUUGCCCGAGCUGGACCCGGUUCGGUUGGCCCAGGCCGGGUUUAGGGAAGCCAGAACCGGAAUAGCUGAUUUAAAACGACGUCCGUUUGGGCAUCGGAAUCUACAGGCCGCACUUGGCGAUUGCGCUACGCUCUACGAGGAGGCGGACUGGCGGCUCGCCGGAAUGUUGGUUGGAGAGAAUUAUACGGCGGAAGAUGCUUGGAUGUGGCUUAGCGCCGCCGUGGCUAACCAUCGGAGUUGUUUGGAUGGAUUGGAAGAGGUCGGCGCUGCGACGGCGGUGGAUGGGAAUAACUUGACCGUGUUGCUCACCGGAGCUCUGCGUUUAUACCACAAGAUCGCUGCCGUGGAGAAGCGGAUCGGGUGGGAAGUAGUGGAGAAACGGAAAUGGAGAGAAAACAGAGGAAUCAACUUGGCGAAGUGGAAUCCGGCGACGUCGAAGGCGGAUUAUGUGGUGGCAAAGGACGGCUCUGGCACCCACACAACCAUAAACGGCGCGGUGGUGGCUCUAACGAGGACUGGACGGAGACGGCGAGGGGAGAGAAUUGUGAUAUACGUGAAAGCCGGCGUUUACAAGGAGAAUGUGGAAAUUGGAAUACAGUUGAAGAAUAUCAUGGUUGUCGGCGACGGCGCAGACAAAACCAUGGUCAUCGGUAGUCGCAACGUGCCCGACGGCGCCACCACUUAUAACUCAGCUACAUUUGGAGUUUCCGGUGACGGAUUUUGGGCGAGGGACAUAACAUUCGAGAACAUCGCCGGACCGGAAAAGCAACAGGCCGUGGCGCUACGGCUGAAUUCCGACCUUGCCGUUGUAUACCGGUGCGUAAUAAAAGGCUAUCAGGACACCCUCUUCCUCCAUUCCCUCCGUCAAUUCUACCGUGACUGUCAAAUCUACGGCACCGUCGAUUUCAUUUUCGGGAACUCCGCCGCCGUCCUCCAGAACUGUGAAAUCUUCGUCAGACGGCCGAUUCGCCACCAAGCCAACAUGAUCACCGCCCAAGGCCGCGACGAUCCGGCCGAGGCCACUGGAAUUUCGAUCAUCGACUCCAGAGUCCGGCCGGCGCCAGAUUUCGCCCCCGUAAAGGCUCAGUACAGGACCUACCUCGGGCGCCCGUGGAAGAGGUUUUCGAGGACGGUGGUUAUAGCGACGGAUUUGGACGGAUUGAUCGAUCCGAAAGGCUGGGCAGAAUGGAGGGGGGAUUUUGCGGUUUCGACUCUGUUUUAUGCAGAGUUUAAGAACAGGGGCGGCGGUUCUUCGACGAGAUUUAGGGUUAGUUGGCCGGGAUUUCACGUCCUCCGUAGUGCGGAGGAGGCGCGGCCUUUCACGGUGACCGAGUUUCUUCACGGUGGGGCUUGGAUUCCGGCUACCGGCGUACCCUUCGAGGCGGGCGUUUGAUUUAUAGGAUCGGAGAUUGAAUAUUGGCAUUAGUGAAAAUUAUGUAAUUUUGAUAGGAAAAUAAUUAUGUUAUUAUAAAUAUUAUAUAAAAAUAAUAUAUGCGUAUUAGGAUCA